GCUGCGCGGGCAGAGUCAGUCGAAAACGUGUUGCGGCUCUUGAACGUAACUCAAAAUAAACUGCGCAUCGGUCCGCUUGGAACUGUGAGGUCAUCGCCAUGCAAGUGGAGCUAGUGUUGGUCAUCAGUCUGCUGCUCGUUUCGCUGGUUUCGCUGGGUGUUGCGGUGCGCACCUGCCAGAGCCACGAGAUCUGCAUUAGCAAGAAGAAGUGCGAUGAGACGGACGACUCCGGGAAGGGGAAGCUGGUCAGCCGCAUACUGGACAACAGCUGUGGAACCGGAGUGGUCUGCUGCGAGAAGGUGCAGCUGGAGAGCUUCGACGCCUAUCAGCGCCUGGUAAAUCCCUGGAGGUUUUCGCAGAACCCCUUAGAAGCCGCAGCGAAUGAUACACCGAAGUUCGCCAAAAAGGAAGAGGAGGGCUACAGGAGCUGCGGCUUCAGGCGGGAAUGUGUGCCCCGUCACCUCUGCACCACCGGAUCGGUCAACGAAAAUGGCCGGUACAUCAUCAGGCCGCGAAUCAGCGAGGAUGCCAAUUUCGGAUGCCGAUCCGUGGAGGAGUGCUGUCCGCUGGACGAGCAGAUCGAGGAGGGUCACAAUCCCAUCCAGCUCGACUUGAAGGACUUCCAGUCCAAGGGCUGCGGCUACAGCAACUCCAAGGGACUCUACUACCAGCUGGAUGGCUACAACGACGGCGAGUCCUUCUUCGCCGAGUUCCCCUGGAUGGUGGCCCUGAUGGACAUGGAGGGCAACUACAUCUGCGGCGGCUCCCUGAUCCACCCGCAACUGGUGCUGACCAGUGCCCACAACGUGGCCAACUACAGUGAGGACUCGCUGCUGGCGCGGGCUGGUGACUGGGACUUGAACAGCCAGACGGAGCUGCAUCCCUACCAGAUGCGACCGAUUAGCGGGCUGUAUCGCCACGAGAACUUCAACCGCCAGACCUUCUACAACGACAUCGCGUUGGCGGUGCUGGAGCGGCCAUUCCAGUUGGCGCCGCACAUCCAGCCCAUCUGCCUGCCGCCGGCGAAGACGCCCGACUUGGAAGAUCACCUGCAGAAUGUCCACUGCGUAGCCACCGGCUGGGGGCACAGGAACAGCACGUCCCGCGUAAUGGAGCACCUGCUGAAGCGCAUCGAGCUGCCGGUGCUGGACCACGAGUCUUGCCAGCGCCUGUUGCGCCGCACAAUCCUGGGCCGUCGCUACCGCUUCCAUGCCAGCUUCCUUUGCGCCGGCGGGGUGGAGGGCAAGGACACCUGCAAGGGCGACGGCGGCUCCCCCCUGUUCUGUACGAUGCCCGGACAGACGGACCGCUACCAGCUGGUGGGCAUCGUGUCCUGGGGCAUCGAAUGCGCCGAGAAGGAUUUGCCCGCGGUCUACACGAAUGUGGCCUACCUGAGGAACUGGAUCGAUGAGCAAAUGCUGAAGAACGGGUUCCCUACAAUUGAUCGAUUUUAGGUUAAGCAGCAGCAAAAUCUCAGAUCAAAUAAUCUCAGCAAACAUUUCCCCUUUUCAUUUUAUGGUCCUUAAAAUAAAAAAAUUCUCAUACCAAAAUUCUCACACACAUAUUUACCUAUUUUAAAAUAGUCCCACCAUUGCUUUAAGAGUAUUUUCCGUUUAAUAACUUAUUCUUAAUAUGUUAAACAACGUUUUGAAUAAAAAAAUAAGUUAAACGUA
Messenger RNA from Drosophila rhopaloa, 1673 nucleotides. RefSeq names its product phenoloxidase-activating factor 2. Gene Ontology annotation, biological process: proteolysis. The record is from RefSeq and is a predicted model, not a curated record. NCBI's taxonomy places the organism in Eukaryota, Metazoa, Arthropoda, Insecta, Diptera, Drosophilidae. Gene Ontology annotation, molecular function: serine-type endopeptidase activity.